This is a messenger RNA of Xyrauchen texanus (razorback sucker), 7854 nucleotides long. RefSeq names its product multiple C2 and transmembrane domain-containing protein 1-like. Lineage: Eukaryota; Metazoa; Chordata; Actinopteri; Cypriniformes; Catostomidae. Gene Ontology annotation, biological process: regulation of neurotransmitter secretion. The transcript has 21 exons. Gene Ontology annotation, cellular component: synaptic vesicle membrane. The coding region runs from base 1 to 2640 and encodes 879 amino acids. Gene Ontology annotation, molecular function: calcium ion binding. The record is from RefSeq and is a predicted model, not a curated record.
AUGGAGGAGAAGCACAAGGUGGAUGAGAGUGCCAAAGACACACAAUCAACCUCCUACCAGCGGAGGAUGUGGAGGAAUUUCCAGGAGAAAACCAAACCGUUUUUAAGCCCCAAACUGGGCUCCGACCGACGCAGCGGGGAUGGUAAAAAAGAGAGUGGCUUGUGGAUGUUUAAAAGAAAGAAAUCACAGGUCCUGGAUCGGGUCUUCUCGUCCUCACAGCCCAAUCUGUGCUGCUCAACUCCACCGUCUUUCGGCAGCGACCAGCCGGACUCGAGCGCCGGUAAAGGGCUCGGGACAUCACCGCUGGCCGCUGCUGAUGGAGCAUCAGUCAGUAAACCGGAGAUUUCCGUAUCCGCGCACGGAAGCCCGAAGCUGUUCGUGUCUCAUGUGGCGAUGAUGUCCCAGCAGAAGAGCUCGUCCUUGGGCUCGACGUGCUUUGAGAAGCUGGUUGUGGAUUCAGCGGCAUCCAGUGAGGAUGAGCUCGCUAAAAACGCCAGUGAUCUGGGCAUCAACAUUGUGGAGCCAAGUAAUGAAGGACUUCGUCCCCCAUCAAAGCCAGGAAUGUAUCAAUUGGAUAUCGUGCUGAAGAAGGGCAAUAAACUGGCCAUCAGGGACAGAGGAGGCACCAGUGACCCCUAUGUGAAGUUUAAGAUCGCAGGGAAGGAGGUGUUCCGCAGCAAGACAAUACACAAGAACCUGAACCCGGUAUGGGAUGAGAAAGUCAGUCUGCUGGUGGAGAGUUUGAGAGAGCCUCUCUAUAUGAAGGUUUUUGACUAUGACUUUGGGCUGCAGGAUGACUUUAUGGGUUCUACAUAUCUCUAUUUAGAGUCCCUGGAGCACCAAAGGACACUGGAUGUGAGCCUUGACCUCAAAGAUCCCCACUAUCCCAACCAUGACCUGGGUUCACUUGAACUGGCGGUCACGCUUAUUCCAAAAGAGGGAGACUUCAGGGAAGCAACCAUGCUUAUGAGAAGGAGCUGGAAACGAUCCAGUAAGCAUCAGAGCCUGAGGUUAUCAGAUGUUCACAGGAAAGCGCAGCUAUGGAGAGGCAUCAUCAGCAUCAGUCUUAUAGAGGGUCAUGACCUCCAGCCUAUGGAUGCCAAUGGCCUCAGUGACCCUUAUGUCAAAUUCAGAAUGGGACAUCAAAAGUACAAAAGUAAGACAAUUCCAAAAACACUAAACCCACAGUGGAGAGAACAGUUUGACUUCCACCUAUAUGAUGAACAGGGUGGUUUUGUAGACAUUACUGUCUGGGACAAAGAUGCAGGAAAGAGGGAUGACUUUAUGGGCAGGUGCCAGGUGGACCUCUCUGUUCUCUCAAAGGAGUGCACACACAGACUGGAACUGCCUCUGGAGGAGGGUGAGGGCAUACUGGUGCUGCUGGUCACCCUCACAGCCUCUACUGCUGUCUCCAUCGCUGACCUGUCUGUCAUGCUCGACGACCCCAAUGAGAGGAAGGAGAUUUUACAUAGAUAUAGUCUACUCAGAUCCUUUCACAAUAUUAAAGACGUGGGCAUGGUGCAGGUGAAGGUGAUCCGGGCAGAGGGACUGAUGGCAGCUGAUGUUACAGGCAAGAGUGACCCCUUCUGUGUGGUGGAGCUCAGCAACGAUCGGUUACAGACGCACACUGUGUACAAAAACCUCAACCCAGAGUGGAACAAAGUCUUUACAUUCAAUGUGAAAGACAUCCACUCAGUCUUAGAGGUGACUGUCUACGACGAAGACAGAGACCGAAGUGCAGACUUCUUGGGCAAAGUCUCUAUACCAUUGUUAAACAUCCAAAAUGGAGAACGCAAAGCUUACGCCUUGAAAAGCAAGGAACUGACAGAGCCAACCAAAGGGGUCAUCUUUCUCGAAAUAGAUGUGAUUUAUAAUGUUGUGAAAGCCGGCCUGAGAACUUUGAUACCCAUCGAACAGAAAUACAUCGAAGAGGAGCCACGGGUGUCCAAACAGCUGCUGCUGCAGAACUUUAACAGAGUGAGGCGCUGUAUCCUGUUCCUCUUCAAUGUUGGCUGUUAUAUCAACAGCUGCUUUGAGUGGGAGUCUCCUCAGAGGAGCAUCUGUGCCAUUCUGUUUUUUGUUGUAGUCGUGUGGAAUUUUGAGCUCUAUAUGGUCCCGCUUGCUCUGCUGAUGCUGCUGGCCUGGAACUGCAUUCUCAUCGCUUCAGGGAAGGACACUAGACAGGGAGAGAUGCAAGCUGUGGAGGAUUUGCUGGAGGAUGAAGAGGAAGAUUUUGACAGAGAUGACAAGGACUCUGAGAGAAAAGGUUUCAUGAACAAGUUGUAUGCCAUUCAGGAUGUGUGUAUCAGCGUGCAGAAUGCUCUGGAUGAAGUGGCUUCCUAUGGUGAGAGGAUAAAGAACACUUUGAACUGGACCGUGCCUUUCCUGAGCUGGUUGGCCAUAGUUGCCCUGUGUGCGGCCACUCUUGUAAUAUACUUUAUUCCUCUCAGAUACAUCAUACUGGCUUGGGGAAUGAACAAGUUCACCAAAAAGCUACGAGACCCAUACAGCAUCGACAACAAUGAGUUGCUGGACUUCCUGUCACGAGUGCCCUCAGACGUUCAAGUGGUGCAGUACCAAGAACUGAAACUGGAUCCCACUUACAGCCCAAAUAAAAGAAAGAAAAAUAACCCAGGAUAGCUUCUUUCCUCCCAUGGGAAAGGUGCCUUUCUUCUCCCUAGACCAAGGAGAAGGAGAGGACUGAUGUUGACCAGCCUCAAAGUCUCUCUUUUUCUGUCUUUCUCCCACACUCUUUUUCUCUCUGUUUUAGCCGCAGUCUCUCCACAACAUUGCAAGUUUAAAGAGCGUGGUCAGAGUGAAAAGGGGGAUCAUUAUUAAUUACCAUCAUGACUGUUUCUCUGUCCAUUUUUUGGGGUUUAUUUUUUGCGGCGGCUAAAGCGGAAAAAUCUCUUGACCCCUUUUAGAGUCAAACAGUCUGGCUUAUUUGUCAAUGCUUGCCACAAGCUAGAGAGCUCGAAAAAGCCAAGGUGUCCUUCUACGGCAGCAAAAGGAGCCAUGUUAGCCAUAAAUAGCAGGAUCAGCUGAUAAUAUACCCACCUGCAUCUCUACAGAAGGGAAAACUAUGGUGGUUAAAUCACAGUUUGCACCCUGUAAUUUGAGUGCCACAGUAACUGCCAUAUCUAAAGCUAUCCACAGCUGUCGAGCAGCAGUUAUCAGAGUUGAUAGCUAAGCCUAUAACAGUCCGAUUUAUGGCUGUAACUAAAGUGUUUGUGAAAACAACUCGAUAGCCCUGUGCGCACAGGGCUUUUCACUAUCUUUACAUUGUUUAUUUUAGCAGUAUGAAUGAUGCAUGCUGAGAUUAUUAAUUGUAACUUACUUUGACCAAUAGUAGCCUACCCACGUCAGUGCUGUUGUCAUAGUGUGGAUUGACGUACUUCAGAGAAUGUUUACAUGCUAUUUACACCUCACGUCAUUCACUGCUUUGCUCUCACCCAACAAGGUAACGUGAAGCUGUUCCGUUGCAUUUAAAUUCAUAUCCAAGGCAGUUGCUCAAAUUGGGAAUUGAACCCCGAAAGUAUGCGACCUGUAUGCUCAUGGGCACAAAAUUAUUUAUUUUUUUAAAGUUAAUCACCUGAGCUGGAAAUGCCAUGUGACUAAUCACUUUGAAGCUGCAGGAUAAUCAUGCCAUGGAAUAAACAUCUACUACACUGCUCUACAAAGACAAAACCACUGCUGGCUGGUGCUUUUCAAAAUUGGGGACUAUUGUUUUUGGUGUAUGCAAUUAGUCCCAAAAGCAUCUCAAACUACUUCUCAAGCAGUGACUGAACAAAAAUAAUUAACUAAGCUCUACAUUUGUUUUUUGUUUUUUUGCAUCAAAAUAGGCAAAAUGUCUGAUUAUGAAAGCUGAAAUUAAUGCGUUAAGUCAGAUUGCAAAUACCUAUCUCAGAGCCAGCUAACAAUUAUCAAUUGACAGCAGUAAUUUAACAUGCUGCUAGUCAUGUUCAAUUAUUGGCUGUUUGUUGUGAAGUCCCACCCAAUCAUGAUAUAGAGAGGCCAGACUUCCUGGUGGGACAAAAUUAUAUCGAUGGAAAGCCAAUAGGCAAUCAGAUGGAGAUCCAAUGCAAAAAGCUCUCCCAUAGAUUCCCAGAGAAGCAUGGCAUGCUGUUGCAAACUAAAAUGACAUAUGUAGAGCCUCUAAUCCAAUUAAAAUUGAUCUUUUGAAAACAGAAUGGUACAGGUAUCUGCCAUAGGCUCUAUGGGCCAUGCAUCUACUGUCUUAUGUGGACAUGUAGAAAAAAGCAGACUGACCAACCUAAAUGAGCAACAGUGAUGUGUGAUAUUUUACACUUUUAUUUGCUAAAAUAUUUAAAUGCACAUUAAAUAGUUACAUUUAAUUUCCUUAGAUUAUUUGUACAUAAUAUUACACGCAUCAUCACCACAUUUCUUAUACAAUUUUAGGGGAAGUCAUGCUUCCCAUGCUGAAAGCAAUCUCCACUAACACUGAAACUAAGAAAAACGGUAUCGAAGUUAUUUAGGUUUUAGUGUUGUCUUUGUAGUCAUUGCAGUUUUAACAAUCUGUUUUCUCUGAAUCUGAGCCAAGCCCACAGGACAGAUAAUAGAUCAAGAGACUCGAUUUCAAACACAGCUCAGCUUUAACAAAAUGUUUAGUUACUGCAGUUACCCUUUGCAAUGUAGCUUGCCUAAAAUGUUAUUUAAUCAGAAUACACGGUUCCUUUUCAAAUGGCCCUGCUGUAGUGCACACAUAUUGCCACACAGUGCCACUCCACUAAUAAAGGCAUCAGUCCAGAGAAGCAGAAUGUCGAUUGAGAGGCAAGAGAGGCACAGUCUAAUUUGAAAGUGAGUUCCCUUGUCAUCUCGGCACGCACUGCUCCAUUGGGAUCGGCGACUCUGCCACUGUGCCCACGGCUAUCAGCCUCCCCGUCUGCCCCAUCUCCUGUGCCCACCCGCCUUUCAAACUUUGAUCUCUCUCUCUCUCAAGACUGCAUAACGGAGUGUGUGUGCUUGUUUUACAGAGGAAAAACACUCAGAUUCUGGCUAAAGUGUUUACCACAUCCUUCUUUAAAAUCCCGAACUUGAAGGGCAAAUGUCAGUUUGUGUUUUCAUUGCUGUGGAUUGGCUGCUUGACAAAAAGUCGAUAGCGUGUGACAAGCUGCUUUAGGGCCUUAGGGGGUACCAGAGGGCAGAGGUUUACUGCUGCUACCAUGGAGGCAAAAAACGAGGAUGCGGGCUGCUUUUUUGGAACUCCUCCUGUCAUUCCACUCUCUCUCCUUCUGUCAUUUCCUCUCCUUCAUCCAUCCACAUGAGAGGGAGGUCACGGAUCGGUCUGCGGGGGGCUCUUGAGGGACCUCAGUGCAGUGAACACUGAAAGAUCACAGCACAGGAUACAUCAGGGAGGACUUUGCCCCUGUCCCUCAGCCAUGAAGAAAAAACAGUCCUCCCUCCUGAGUUUUCAUUUGCCAUAUCACAUCUAUCAUAUGGAAAGACCAUUGAUUUGUCUGAGGGAAUUCCAUUACAAAGACAACAAAAUCCCUACUGAGUAGGACAUAGAUGGUACUUCUAUGACUCUCAGGGAAGAUUUGAAUAGCAGUAUGGAUAGUAUUCCAAGCCUGAGUGUGUUUGCAUGUACUGUACAUGCUGAUUUAAUUUGUUAGGUGGGUUUAUUGUGUGGUUUUUGCAUCCCAAAUGCUUUUUGUUUUGUAAAAGUGCAUAUGCUGUUUGCAAGCGAACCAAAGUGGAUCUUUUUGAAAAAAUAAAAUAAAAAAUAUAUUACAUAACUGAUAUAUACACUGGUGGCCAAAUGUUGGGAAUAAUGUACAGAUUUUGCUCUUAUGGAAAGAAAUUGGUACUUUUAUUCACCAAAGUGGCAUUCAACUGAUCACAAUGUAUAGUCAGGACAUUGAUACAAGAAAAAUUACUAUUACAAUUUGAAAUAAAUAAAAAAAUUGAACUUCUUAAACUACUUCCAAAUCAAAUCCCUUUAUUAUCACUCAACCAUAUACACAAGUGCAACAGUGAGUUAAAGUCUUGGGUGCAGCUCCAAGCAACAUAGCAGUAUGACUACUGCCUGCCUCAUGGUAGCAGUGAGAGCAGCCCAUGGCUCGGGUGGCUGGAUUCUCUGAUGAUCCUCCAAGCUUUUUUUCAUACACCGCCUGGUAUAGAUGUCCUGGAGGGAGGUAAACUUACAAGAACUCUUCAAAGAGUUCUCAUAAAAAAAUCCUCCAUGUGCAGCAAUGACAGCUUUGCAGAUCCUUGGCAUUCUAUCUGUCAGUUUGUCCAGAUACCCAGGUGACAUUUCACCCCACACUUCCUGUAGCACUUGACAUAGAUGUGGCUGUCUUGUCGGGCACAUCUAACGCACCUUACAGUCUAGCUGAUCCCACAAAACCUCAAUGGUUUUAAGAUCCAUAACACUCUUUUCCAAUUAUCUGUCCACUGUCUUUGUUUGUUUGCCCACUCUGACAUUUUCUUUUUGUUUUUCUGUUUCAAAAGUGGCUUUUUCUUUGAAAUUCUUACCAUAAGGCUUGCAUCCCUGAGUCUUCUCUUUACUGUUCUACAUUUACAUUUGGCAGAUGCUUUUAUCCAAAAGGACUUACAGUGUCCUUAUUACAGGGACAAUCCCCCUGGAGCAAACUGGAGUAAAGUGCCUUGCUCAAGGUCACAAUGGUGGUGACUGUGGGGUCUCCACCACGUUGUACAUGAAACUGGUGUUGAGCGGGUAGAAUUCAAUGAAGCUGUCAGCUGAGGACAUGUGAGGUGUCUAUUUCUCAAACUAGAGGCUCUGAUGUACUUAUCCUCUUGUUUAGUUGUACAUCUGUCCUUCCACAUCUCUUUCUGUCCUUGUUAGAGCCAGUUGUCCUUUGUCUUUGAAGACUGUAGUGUACACCUUUGAAUGAAAUCUUCAGUUUUUUUGACAAUUUCAAGCAUUGUAUAUAUAGCCUUCAUUCCUCAAAACAAUGAUUGACUGACAUGUUUCUAAAGAUUGCCAUUUUUUACCUAAUAUUGACCUUAAGACAUGCCAGUCUAUUGCACACUGUGGCAACUCAAAAACAAACACAAAGACAAUGUUAAGCUUCAUUUAACAAACAAAAUAGCUUUCAACUGUGUUUGAUAUAAUGGCAAGUGAUUUUCUAGCACAAAAUUAUCAAUUUAGCAUGAUUACUCAAGUAUAAGGUGUUGGAGUGAUGGAUGCUGUCUAGAUUUGAUAAAAAAUAUUUUUUUCAAAUAGGUGCUGUUUUUUACGUCAGUAAUGUCCUGAUUAUACUUUGUGAUCAGUUGAAUGCCACUUUGGUGAAUUAAAGGACCAAUUUCCUUCCUAAACAGCAAAAUAUGUACAUUAUUCCAAACUUUUGGCCGCUUGUGUAUGUGUGUGUGUGUGUGUGUGUGUAUAUAAAUAUAUCUACUGAAGAGAGAAAACAAUGUAGAAUGUAAUGUAUCCAUUCAUUGAAAAAUAGAUAAAAUGCACCUUCAUUUGUACCAGAUUUUUAAAUUAUUUAUGGCAUUUUGUAUAUAUAUUCUUAUGUAAAAAAAUGGAAAUAUAGAACAUAGCUAUAUGAAAGUAUGUAUGCUCAAAUGUUUAUGACAUUGUAACAUGUAUGUGUGCCAUUUUAGAGAUGUUUAAACCUGUUGCCUGUGAUGUCAUAUUGCUCCUUGUGGUUGGCUGAAACACAGUCGACAUAAUUGUGUCAAAAUAUACACUAAAAUGUGUAUUUAGCACUGUAAAUUAUAAUUUAUGAUUAAUGUCUAUUACUUUGAAAAGCAAAAGACUAGUUUUUUAAUCUGCCUGCUUUCGUUAUAUAAAAAAUACUUUUCUCAAAGCAUGUAAACACAAGAUUGAGGUGUUAUUUGCAUCUAUGAAUAAAAAAUAGCUUUCAA